Messenger RNA from Daldinia caldariorum, 2232 nucleotides. RefSeq names its product eukaryotic translation initiation factor 3. The transcript is spliced from 3 exons. Gene Ontology annotation, molecular function: RNA binding; translation initiation factor activity; translation initiation factor binding. Gene Ontology annotation, cellular component: eukaryotic translation initiation factor 3 complex. The record is from RefSeq and is a predicted model, not a curated record. Lineage: Eukaryota; Fungi; Ascomycota; Sordariomycetes; Xylariales; Hypoxylaceae. The coding region runs from base 1 to 2232 and encodes 743 amino acids. Gene Ontology annotation, biological process: translational initiation.
AUGGCACCGUCAUUUGAUCAUCUGCGCGAUGCAGACGUCGACGAGGAUGACUACGACGAGGAUGAGAUCGAUAUUUCCGACCUGCGCGAGAAGUAUGAGGUUCAACUGGAGCAAGGCUAUGAUACCUUCAUUGUUAUCGAUGGCCUACCCGAGGUCACCGAAGAGCAAAAGCCCAAGCUGGUAAAGUUCUUGUUGAAGAAGCUGAAUCAGGUUGGAAGGACAAAAGAGGACCAGGUCUAUAUGCCGAUGGAGAACGGCAAGUCUCUCAGAUUUGCCUUCGUCGAAUAUGCUUCCGCCGCCGAAGCUGCCGCCGCUGUGAGGCAGCUUGACGAGGUUCCCCUUGACAAGAAGCACACCUUGAGAGUUAAUAAGAUGACUGACAUCGAUCGGUAUGGUCGAGAGGGUCGAGUGGACGAGAAUUAUGUGCCACCCAAGAUCGAAGAAUUCACCGAGAAGGAACACUUGCGAUCGUUCUUAGCCGAUCCAAGCGGUCGCGGCCGCGAUCAGUUCGCCAUGUACCGAGGAGAUCUUGUUGGCGUCUUCUGGAAUAACGAAAAAGAACCUCCUGAGAAUAUUGUUGACCGCAACCAUUGGACGGAGAGCUUCGUACAGUGGUCGCCCUUAGGAACGUUCCUAGUAUCUGUUCACCAGCAAGGUGUACAGCUGUGGGGUGGCGCUUCGUGGUCCCGGCAAAAGCGUUUUGCCCAUCCCUUCGUCAACAUGCUCGACUUCUCUCCAAAUGAGAAGUAUAUCGUCACAUGGUCUAAUAGACCUAUUUCUAUACCUGAUGAGGGUCACCCUCAACUGUCGCUGGAUGAAGAUGGCAAGAACUAUGUUAUCUGGGAUGUCGAAACUGCUAAGCCCCUCCGUUCGUUUGCCAAUCUUGAUUUACCUACGACCAACGACGCUCAUGCCGCGCCGGCAAAGCCACAACCUAAGUUUCCCUGGCCGGCUUUCAAAUGGUCUGCCGACGAUAGAUACGUGGCACGAAUGACACAGGGCUCCUCGAUCUCGGUGUACGAGCUACCUCGCAUGAAUCUGUUGGACAAGACAACGAUCAAGAUUGAAGGUGUUAUGGACUUUGAAUGGGCUCCUGCGACGCCUCAGAGAGAGGGUGUGAAGCAGUACGAACAGCUAUUUUGCUUUUGGACACCCGAAAUCGGCAGCAACCCCGCCAAGGUCGGAUUAAUGAGCAUACCUUCAAAGCAGAUCGUCCGAUCACUAAACCUCUUUAGCGUUACGGACGCUAAACUCCACUGGCAAUCGGAUGCUACCUAUCUCUCAGUAAAGGUUGAUCGACAUUCGAAAUCCAAGAAGUCGCAAGCCACCACUUUGGAGAUUUUCCGUGUUAAGGAGAAGGGUGUGCCGGUCGAAGUUGUCGACACAAUCAAGGAUACGGUCAUUAACUUCGCCUGGGAGCCUAAGGGAGACCGCUUCGUUAUUAUCACGACACCCGAGCCGGUCGGACCAACAGCUGUUGCUCCUAAGACUUCCGUGGCAUUCUUCUGUCCCGAGAAAGCCAAGGGAUCGGCCAUAGGCAACUUCAAGCAUCUGCGGACUCUUGAGAAAAAGAAUAGCAAUGCAAUCUAUUGGUCUCCUAAGGGCCGAUUUGUAGUUAUCGCCACAGUUGCUAACCAGCAGAGCUCCGAUCUCGAAUUCUUCGACUUAGACUUUGAAGGCGAGAAGCCGGAAAGUGACAAGGAUCUUACUGCCAAUCUGCAGCUGAUGAACACGGCGGACCACUACGGCGUCACUGACAUCCAGUGGGACCCCUCAGGACGAUUUGUUGCCUCGUGGGCAUCAGUCUGGAAGCAUACGAUGGAAAACGGAUAUCAUGUUUACGAUUUCAAGGGCGAGCUACUACGAGAGGAGCACAUUGAAAAGUUCCGCCAAUGGUUAUGGCGUCCUAGGCCGCCGACUCUGCUCAGCAAGGACGAACAGAAGCAGAUCCGCAAGAAUCUUCGAGAAUACUCUAAGGUCUUCGAGCAGGAAGACGCGGAACGUGGAGCAUCUGCCGACUUGGCGGUGGUGGAGGCCAGAAGACGUCUGCUUGACGAAUGGCUCGGAUGGCGUGCGUCGGUUGACGCUGAGAUUGAAGAGGAGAGGCUCGCGCUAGGAUUACCGAAACAGCCUGUCGAGGCUGAAGCCAAGGUACCGGAGGGCGGAGAGGAACUGGUGAUUGAGGAGAUUGUAGAAGAAGUGCUUGAAGAGAACGAGGAGAUUGUCCCAUAA